GCCAUGACGCACGGAGCGCAGUCAAUUCAAAAUGGAGUAGAAGUGAGAUUCAAAGAAGCGCUAGCCGUACAAUUUGUGUUUUUACUUAAAUUGUAGAUCUGUGUGGUGUGGCUGGUCAACAUGGCAGAAAAGAAGAAACCGGGAGGCCUUAAUUUUUUCAUGGGUUAUGAUGACCUCAGCGACAGCAGUGACAGUAGCGAUGAUGAGGGACCGGAAUCAUCCAAGACCAAACAGGAGGCCAGUGCGUCAAGCAAUGUCGCAGCCCAGCAAGGAACAAAACGAUCGUCUGGUGGCAUCCCUUUGCCUAAACCCGACGACCUUUUCAAAUCGGUUUCAAAACCCACAUUCCUCUAUAAUCCCCUCAAUAAACAGAUCGACUGGGAGAGCCGCAUCGUGAAAGCCCCGGAGGAGCCCGCCAAGGAGUUCAAAGUCUGGAAAACCAAUGCGGUGCCCCCACCUGAGAGCUAUGCCACAGAGGAGAAGAAGAAGGGGCCACCCCCAGGCAUGGACAUGGCGAUAAAGUGGUCCAACGUUUACGAGGACAACGGCGAUGACGCGCCACAGGCCGCUGUCAAAGCCCGCUUCCUACCUGAAGAGGAGGACCAGUUCUCCGAUCCAGAAUCAGACGAUGACUCCAAGAAUUCGUCCAAGUCCGCAAAGAAGCAGCGGGUGGAGACCUUCCAGCAGAAGGAGAAGCGCAAGAGAGACAUGGGCCAGGCCACCUCCGACAAGACCUUCGUGGAGGAGGAGAAGAGGAUCCUGAGACAGAACGUCGACUGAGGCCUCCUGCCUGACCAGCCUGAUCAGCCCCUCUCUAGUCUCCAUCAGAGAAGCCAGUGACUGUAGGCCUACAUGGGGUGUCAAAUAGUUCUCCUGGAUAAAUCUCCUCUGAUCAUAUUUGCAAAGGGGGAGAAAAGCUCCACUCAUCAGAUUUCCAAGGCGGACAUUUCUCCACUUUUGGGUUUUGUAUACAAUGGUUGGGUUGCACAUUUGUAAACACCACUGGCUUCGCACGCCUGGCUGCGCACUCUUCAACCUCUUCCAACCCUUUUGGAAACUGCUGUCGCUCAAAAAAUGAGCUCACAUGGUUGGCUGCUUAGCAGCUUGACCCUCCUCACAACGCAAAUGUUUGUAAACGUGUAAUCUAUGUACAGUUGAGGACGAUAUCAUUAGCCCCCCUCCUGAAAUUAGACAUCUCUCUUGAUUUCUCAGUGAGAAGGACCAUUAUGAACCGUUUCUGUUAUUCUGGAAACAAAUACACUGAUGGAGAUAAUGUCCAAUGAGUUGAGAAAUCAAGAGAAAUGUCUAAUUUCAGGAGGGAGGCUAAUUGCAAAUUUGAUGAGUGGAGAUUUGUCCUGCCGGUGGAAUUGUCCGGAUACUGCCUUUCUAUGGGCACAGCACGGUUCAACGGAUCGGAAGCAUUUUCAUUUGCUGAUUUGCAACCAGAAGACCACAUUUCCUGGUUGCCCAAUCAGAAUCUCCUACCCGAUAUCAGGGCAGGACGCGAUAAAGAGCUGGUGUUUCUGAUUGGCAAAUUGUAACAAGGAUAUCAGCCGGGUUGACGGCAAAUCAGCAGUUGAAAAAUAUUUCAAAUCUUUUUAACUGAAUAGAGUGGAGUCUUUGAUAUCCAUUCUAAUGUUUAGCCAUUGAGAGGAACUUGCCCAUCUCCCAGGCUGGGGAACUGACAAAGAAGGAAGUGGGAGGGUAGUGUAGCGUUUGGAACACCACCUCCACCCCACACCUCUACCUGAUCAAUAGACUGUACCUUAUCCACCAUUUAGAUGUCAUUGUCCCAGUGUGUGGCCACUAGUAGGCCCGUCACCCCCGGCCACUUGAGCGUAGCUUGUGGAAGUUAUUGUGAACUGCUGGAAACAAACAGACAACUAUCUGACAGAUUAUGUAUGGAGGUCUACUAUGAGGUAGGUCUGCUGUUUCUCCCUGAAAGCUCCUCUGUCCAGGAGCACAUCCUGAUAGUCUCCAGUUGUUGCGUUUUUAUUGUUUUUAUUUCCCUUAUAAUUGGAGUCCUCUGAUGACUUGUUUUAAAAUGGUGUCAUUAGAAAAGAAGAGAGAUGGGAGAGCGCUGCCUUGGGUCUCAUUCAAGUGUGAUGCGCAGGUGCUCUUCAAGAGGAAAGGGCAUCAGAAACUUCAAAGUCAAAGGAGGGUCCCGAGACAGCACUGAUAUUGACUUUUUAUUUUGUGUGGCAAAAAUGAAAAGUCAAUAGCAGUGUAGCCUCGGGACCCUCCUUUUACUUUGGUGUCAUUAUAAGCCAUAGACUUAAGUUUUACUUGAUUCAUGGUAGAAUCAGAAUGCCCAUCCAAAUAUUCUCUUGGCAUUUGCAUUUAUAGAUGUUUUGUUUGUUUUUUUGUUUUGUUAUUUUUUUUGUAUAUACAGUAUGUAUUUUGGACUUAGUUUUCUCUUCUACUGUGGUCCUGGAUGUUGCGAACCAGAAAGGUAUCGCUUUACUUCAAGUGUUCUCCUUUUUCUGAAUUACCACAAGGAGGCGCUGUCUGACAAGGUUACUUUCAACACAUGGGAACGCGUAUGAGCCAGCACACAGUCAACAAUUACACCAAACCUACUGUAUGUAUCACUGUGUGUGAAAAUGUGCAUAAGACAUGUGAAGAGUCAAAGAGAUAAAAACAUGGGACAGAAUCUUUGCAAUAAAUGGUGUGUUUGAAACACUGUAUGUGGCUCUGA
Engraulis encrasicolus (European anchovy) is the source of this 2698-nucleotide messenger RNA. It is a transcript of the gene c6h1orf52, whose product is annotated as chromosome 6 C1orf52 homolog. The record is from RefSeq and is a predicted model, not a curated record. The transcript has 3 exons. Lineage: Eukaryota; Metazoa; Chordata; Actinopteri; Clupeiformes; Engraulidae. Bases 121 to 780 code for a protein of 219 amino acids.